Molecule: messenger RNA, 1104 nt
Organism: Epithele typhae
Lineage: Eukaryota; Fungi; Basidiomycota; Agaricomycetes; Polyporales; Epitheliaceae
Exons: 22
Coding region: 1-1104 (367 amino acids)
Source: RefSeq, a predicted model, not a curated record
AUGUCCGCGGUGCCAGCUCUACCGAAGAUACCUGGAGUGCCGGAGUCGUUGGGGACUUCCCUGAUCGGGACCUACUCCGGUUUGUUACUGUAUGGAAUGUCGCUGUUGCAAACAUGGCGAUACUUCGUCCAAUAUCCGAACGACCGUCUGGUCUUCCGACUUACGGUGAUCAUCAUGACAGUAUUCAAUACACUCCAUUCCGUCUUGUUCAUGCAUACGUGCUAUUAUUAUCUCAUCCUCAAGUACUUUCAUCCCGAGGUUCUCCCCAAGGCAGUUUGGUCAACCUGGCUGGUCGUGCCGAGUUCAAUCGUCAUCGUCCUUAUCGGAGAAGCCUUCUACGCACUUCGGGUCUAUAGACUGGGAGGGUGGCGCAGAUAUGUCGCCAUUAUAGCGACCCUCCUCAUGGCCGGAUUCGUGGCAUUCGAACUGGUGGCAGCCUACGAGUUAGCCCGUCACCCUGAGAUCCCUGAAUGGGCAGGGUACACAUGGCUCACCUCCGCGGGAUUCUCGUUCUCUUUCGUCGCGGAUAUCGGGCUGUGCGUAUCCUUAUGCAUUUUCUUGCAUACCAAUCGGACUGGCUUCAAGAACACGGAUUCCGUUCUCAACAUGCUCCUAGUGUACACCGUCAAUACAGGAUUCCUCAUAUGGCAAGUCAACGAUUCGCGCCUCUUUGGUCUCAAGCAUGAGGGCACGGAUAAUUUGACAUUUGUUGCAGUUGGCGUGCCUACAGUGAAGGCGUAUCCUGUGUCUGUCUUGGCCAUUCUCAACUCUCGUAGUGGCUUCGGGUUCGCUACCCGGUCGGACAACUUCGCGAGCUUCGGGAUGGACGUGACCCAGCCCGCCGAGUCUCCAACCCGGAGAGUCACAACGAUCUCUACUUCCGCUCACGUUAGCCCGCGACCUCGUUCCGGGAUGCAGGCGCGCGUUCGGGCGAACAUGCGGGACAAGGGGCUCAAGACGAGCUUGGGUCCUCCUAGCGAGUCCCGUGUCUUCCACAACCUCACGGCGGACCGCGAGGACGCUUCGACGUUCCGGUCGGACUCGUACGAGUUGAAGCCGUUCUCUGCUCGCAGCGUCGGGUAUACGUUCAAUAACGCAGUGUAA